AUGGCCACGCCCGACGCGCCCGUCGAGGCAGCAACCCCAUCCGACGGCCGCCACGCUCCCAGCUCGCCCCGCAGCCCGGCCGACCUGCCGCGCGGCCACCGACGACCGGAAGACGAGCCGGAACCGCCCCCGAAGAGAAAGCCCCCCCCCGCGCACGGCAGCGACGCCGAGGCCGACGACGCAGAACCCAAGCGCCGUCGGGGGAGCGCCGCCGCCGCCGCGAGCCCCCCCCGGGGCAGGCCCAGGCCCUCCGACGAGGACAAGCGCCGCACCCGACGCCUGUUUGGCGGCCUGCUGAGCACGCUGAGCCAGACCGGCGGCGGGGACGCGCAGCACCGCCGGCGGCAGGAGAUCGAGCGCCGGCAGCAGGAGCGCCUGCAGCGGCAGCGGGACGAGGACGCGGAGCAGCGCGCCGCGCGGCUGGCCCGGACGAGGGAGGCCCGCGUGGCCGAGCAGGCCCGCUUCGAGGAGCAAGUGAUGCGGCACAGGCACGCCAAGACGCUCGCCCUGGCGGGGUUUCUCAAGACGCGCUCGCAGCCUGCCAUUUACUACCUUCCGUGGAAGAGGACCCCCGAGCAGCAGGAGGCGAUCGAGGGCCAGGUCCGCGCCGCGAAAAGCGCGGUCGCUAGGGAAGUAGACGACUUUGAGACGAGGAAGAAGCAGCGCCGAGGGAGCCCCGACGACGCGGCAGCUGCGGAGGCGGAGCACCGCGAGACCGAGCCGCCGGGGGGAGAGGCCGAGGAGCGCGAGGCGACCGAGGAGCAGGAGGACACCGAGGAGCGGGAGAACACCGAGGAGCGGGAGAACAACGAGGAGCAGGAGCAGGAGAAGGAGACGGAGAAGGCGCAGCAGCAGCAGCAGCAGCAGCAGCAGCAGCAGCAGGCGCCUCUGCACGACCCGCACGACGAGUCGGGCGACGUGUUGGUCGAGGCGGACGAGGACAUGGUCAUUUACUAG
Ustilaginoidea virens is the source of this 957-nucleotide messenger RNA. RefSeq lists its product as uncharacterized. The transcript is spliced from 3 exons. Lineage: Eukaryota; Fungi; Ascomycota; Sordariomycetes; Hypocreales; Clavicipitaceae. Bases 1 to 957 code for a protein of 318 amino acids. The record is from RefSeq and is a predicted model, not a curated record. Gene Ontology annotation, cellular component: catalytic step 2 spliceosome.